GAGGACAAAUAGUAAUAAGACCAUCUAAACAAGCACAUACAAUGAUUUGGCAUCAAAAUGAUCCAAUUGAUGAUGUUCCAAUCAUGGCAUUUCAAAUACAGCAUCAUCCUAUUACACCACCAACACCACCACCAGUAGUAAAUCGACCUCAACAAAGAACUCAAUUUCAACAACAACCAUUACCAUCAUUCCCACAUUUUCAAUCCGUGAUACCUAUUAAUCUUUGGGAUCAUUCAACAACAACAAUGACAAUGCUUUCACCUAAACCAAGUCCAACAUUUUCAGAAUCAGAAAUUAAUAAUAAUGAACCAACCACAAAUUCUAUUCUUUUAUCUCCAACACCAUCACUUCAUGAUGAUAUAGGAGAUAUUGUUUCCUCACCUUCUAACUCAUCAAUUGAUCAUACGAGAGUAAUAUCUGAUGAUGAAAAAGAACGAUUUGGAUUGAUUAGUUUAACAUCGACUACAACUGGAUCACCACAAUCACCUUCAUUAUUUACAGUAGAAGAAUUUAUUGAAAUGUGGUCCAAUUCUUCAAGUGUAACAGAUGACUUAUCUGUAGUAGAACCAAUUUGGAAUUGUUAAUUAUCAAGUGAAAAUGGGGUUCAAAUAUUUCUUUGUUUGUCAUAUCUUUAUUCAAUUUCCAAAAAUAACUUCGGAAUUCGGAAG
Rhizophagus irregularis DAOM 181602=DAOM 197198 is the source of this 668-nucleotide messenger RNA. The record is from RefSeq and is a predicted model, not a curated record. Lineage: Eukaryota; Fungi; Glomeromycota; Glomeromycetes; Glomerales; Glomeraceae.